AGAGCUGAAUUAGGCAGAGCGACAUGGAAGUUCCUUCACACUAUGAUGGCUAGAUACCCCGAAACACCCUCAGCAGAACAACGACAAACAUUACAUGACUUUCUGUUUUUAUUUUCAAGAUUAUAUCCAUGUGGUGAAUGUGCUAUACAUUUUAGUAACAUGCUGAAACUCUAUCCGCCACAAACAUCAUCCAGAUUGGCAGCCUCAGAAUGGCUAUGUGCUAUACAUAACAAAGUCAACGAAAGGCUUCAUAAACCGAUUUUCGAUUGUAAAGACAUCAUAUCACAGUAUCCCUGUGGAUGUAGCGACGGAACCGAUAAUGUAGAAUCCACAUUAAAUAUACCAGAUGCUGCGCUUAAUUAA
This is a messenger RNA of Mycotypha africana, 363 nucleotides long. RefSeq names its product ERV/ALR sulfhydryl oxidase domain-containing protein. The transcript has 3 exons. The annotation marks the transcript as partial. Gene Ontology annotation, cellular component: mitochondrion. The record is from RefSeq and is a predicted model, not a curated record. Lineage: Eukaryota; Fungi; Mucoromycota; Mucoromycetes; Mucorales; Mycotyphaceae. Gene Ontology annotation, molecular function: flavin-dependent sulfhydryl oxidase activity; flavin adenine dinucleotide binding.